This is a messenger RNA of Malaya genurostris, 702 nucleotides long. RefSeq lists its product as uncharacterized. Bases 1 to 702 code for a protein of 233 amino acids. The transcript has a single exon. NCBI's taxonomy places the organism in Eukaryota, Metazoa, Arthropoda, Insecta, Diptera, Culicidae. The record is from RefSeq and is a predicted model, not a curated record.
AUGUCUCCGACGACACAGGAAGAAAUACGCGAAAUGAAGCAGAUUCCCUACCAGGAGGCAGUAGGCUGUCUCACCUAUCUGGCGCAGGCAACGCGUCCCGAUAUAAGUUUCGCUGUUAAUCAAGUCAGCAAAUUCAACGCGAAUCCUGGACGUAAUCACUGGACAGCGGUCAAGCGUAUCAUACGCUAUCUGCGAGGAACACGUUCAAAUCGCCUAACAUAUUCAAAGGAGAAUUGCACGUAUCUAGUCGGUUUUACAGAUGCUGAUUGGGGAGGAGAACCGGACUCUAGAAAAUCCACUACAGGAUACGUUUUCACGUUCAUGGGAGGAGCUGUAUCAUGGAACGUCAAAAGGCAACCAACAGUUGCAUUGUCUUCGUGCGAAGCAGAAUACAUCGCUCUGUCCCGAACAUUACAGGAAGCACUUUGGUGGCAUCAGUUCCAGUCACAGAUUUUCGGAGUGCAAAAGAUUCCCAUUCGAUGUGAUAAUCAAUCAGCAAUCUGUAUCGCGCAGAACCAAGGUUAUAAUCCACGGACAAAGCAUCUAGAUAUCAAGUAUCACUUCGUCCGAGAUGUCCUAGAUCAGGGAGUAGUCGAGCUGGGAUACGUGAACACAAAACAGCAACCUGCAGAUGGGUUCACAAAGGCUCUGGCUAAUCAGAAGUUAAAAGAAAAUAUAAAGUUAAUUGGAUUCGUUGCUUAG